UUGACGUUUCAGCUUUUUCCUUCUUUUCUCCAUCUUCAUCUCUUUUUUGAAGGUGUCUCUCAUAAACUAAGGUGUCUGUCUGAGACAAGCACUGCCCGUUCGUUUUGAGACCCUGCGCCCUGACAUUCUUUGGGUUAUCCCAGUCAUUCAUUAUCCGCUUCUAUUUUCGUACCUUGCUGCCUGUUCCAACGGUAAUCUCCAGGGCUUGGUCAACCAGCUAUUUACAAUCCUUUCUUUGCUCAUCAUCAUCAACAUUUGUGUUUCGCACCUUUCGCCAAACUCGGCUUCGCGCGCCCCGCCCUCUCCUUACCUGCGGAGCACCAACUGUAUCUCCGCGACACCAUUGACUCGAACUGUUGGACUGUGCAUUGCAACAGGCACUUUGAGGGGAUUCGAAGGAGGAUUGUGGAAUAUAAUUACACAAUCGCUCUCGACAAUCGAAUGAUUCCUCGCUUUUAGCCUAGCGCUUUACAACAUCUUAUCGCCAAGAUGAGUCCCGCAAAUGUCCCGCUAUGGGCCCGAGGCACUGCCAGUGAGCUCGAAUCGGUGCCCUCAACAUUCUCUAGCUGGGACAAAUGUAUGGCCAAGUCCUAUUGCAAGUGGCCCGUUAUCGCCGGUAUCAUUGUCGGAUCCGUGAUCCUACUCGCCGUAUUAGCAUGUGUGGUCAAUUGCAUAUGCUGUGGCUACCAAUGCUGCAAGUGCUGCUGUAGCUGUUGCUGCCCAUCCGGCCGGCGUAGAAACAAGCAGCCGAAGCAACCAAAGCACUUCGAUGACCCUCCAUUCCACCAGCCUCCGCCGCCUGACGCGAACCCAAUCUAUCAAGCAUCUCCUGCUCCGCCCUCGUACCGCGGUGCGCAACAGACUGCGCGCUUUGAUACGCCCAAGUCUCCUGCCGCCACGGUCGCUACGGCUAAUGAUGAUGCUUUGCCCGAGAUGCCUACUUGGGCUGGUGCCGUCAACAAGCAUGUCGAAGACCCGAAUCACCAUGAUGACGUUGAAAUGGAGCCCUUGAAUCCUCCGGACAGGAAGGGCGCUGGGACUCCCGGUGUUGCGUACUCUGAUUACUCUCCUAACCCAGCCAUGGCCGGUGGAGGGUACAGAGGCUUUGGACCUACCGAUCCCUAUGCGCGACGCUCCCCCGGCCCAGCGGCCGCAUUGGCUGCUACUCAGGAUCCAUAUGGGCGUCGUUCUCCAGGUGUGACAUCCCCCGGUGGACCUAUGGAUCCCUACGCCAGAAGAUCCCCCGGUCCAGCAGCACUCUCUGCCACUCAAGAUCCAUAUGGCCGCCGCUCACCAGGCCCGGCCGCAGCAUUGGCCGCCACGCAAGACCCUUACGGACGACGUUCCCCAGGCGUAACAUCCCCUGCCGCUGCCGCCGCAGUCGAUCCCUACGCAAGACGAUCCCCAGGCCCAGGAGCAGCAUACGCAGCCGCACAAGACCCCUACAACCGCCGCUCCCCAGGCCUGACCUCGCCCGUAGGUGCCCCAGUCCACAACCCCUACGACCAAUCCUACGACGACCACUCUACCUACGGUAGCCAAUACCACGCCGUCACAUCCCCCUCCCCAGUGGCUGCCUACAAACCCCACACCACCUACAGCCCCGUCCCAAUGUCCUUCACUCCAUCCUCGGAAAUGGACCACGGCGCAGGCGCCGCCCCCACUCCUGGCUUUACCCGCCAGCCCUCGUUCGGCUCGAGUCAGUAUCCUCCUACUUAUACCUCCCAGCCUGCGUCUGCGUAUAGGGCUUUCUCUCCUACGUCGCCGGCUUCCCCGCCGCCUCCUUUCCCUGCUCCUUCGCCUUCCGAGUAUACCACUUAUAACCCCCAUGCCAUAUCUUCACAACCGGCGGCUCCUGAGCCGGAUACUACGAGACCUCCUAGUUUGUUGCAGAGUGGGCCUAAGCCUAAUGCUGCGCAUAACUUCUGAAGCUGGCAUGGCUCUCUUCUGUUCUCCUCUUU
Penicillium canescens is the source of this 1961-nucleotide messenger RNA. RefSeq lists its product as uncharacterized. Lineage: Eukaryota; Fungi; Ascomycota; Eurotiomycetes; Eurotiales; Aspergillaceae. The record is from RefSeq and is a predicted model, not a curated record. The transcript has 2 exons. The coding region runs from base 490 to 1929 and encodes 479 amino acids. Gene Ontology annotation, cellular component: cellular bud neck; plasma membrane.